This is a messenger RNA of Oppia nitens, 624 nucleotides long. RefSeq lists its product as uncharacterized. The transcript is spliced from 3 exons. The record is from RefSeq and is a predicted model, not a curated record. Lineage: Eukaryota; Metazoa; Arthropoda; Arachnida; Sarcoptiformes; Oppiidae. Bases 1 to 624 code for a protein of 207 amino acids.
AUGCCAAAACACAAUGCUAUGACACAAGUGAUCAUUGAAAGAACUGUCAGUGAUAUCGGUGUCGACGACAUUGACGAUCGUUCAAGUGGUGACAUAUCUAUCGGAUCCACACAGAGUACUGGUUCGCCAUCAAUGGAUAGCCAAUUAUCGGACAGCAGCGGCCAAAACGAGUCGGACCUGGAGACCGAAGAGUUGGCCAAAAUGCGUUGUUCGAGUGUACAAACAGAGGUGAUCAGUGAACGCCGGCGCCGUAAUCCCAGCGCCGGCUAUCCGGGUCUAGCAUUUGGCGGAUCCCUGUUCUCAUCGGGAACUAUCAUGAAGUUUAGAGUCAUAUCCAAUGAGUUGCAUAACAUUCAAAACGUUCAAUUAAAACGAGCCGAGGGAGAGAUGGCUGCCCUCCAGAAGCGAAUUCAAGUGCUGGAGAAAGAUCUGGAAAAGUCUGAGGAGAGCCUCAAGAUUGCCACCGAAGAGCUCGAUAUAGUGUCUCAAGAGUUUGAUAGAGACGACAGAACAACGACGUCCUAUAAUACCGUCCAACAGGACCUCAUUGACCGGUACUUAGCAAUGAUUCCCACAAUGAAACCAUUUGAGAGACUAAACGAUCAAUUUAUUAAAUCAGCUUAA